AUGGGCUGGGUGCUGCUGCUGGCAGCCACGGCCACCCCACGGUGGCGGGAGCUGCCCGAGCGGCCCGGCUACCCCCGCGACCUCUUCUUCAGCGACGGCCUCUGGGAGAGCUGCGUGGAGGCAUUCACCCAGCUGGGCCCAGCCUGUCGCGCCCUCCCGGAGGACACAGCCCAUUUCUGGCCCAUGUGGGUGCUGAGAGCGGCUGCUGUGGGCUCGCUGCUGCUGGGGGCCCUGGCUUAUGCCCUGGCCAUGCUGGGGGCACGGUGGUGGGCCCCCCCGCCACGGCCCAACCUGGUAGCCACUGCCGGGCUCCUGCUGAUGCUGGCGGGUGGUAUGUACCUUGGUGCCACUUCCUACAUGGCUCAUCGGGUGCUGCAGGACUUGGCCAGCCCACAGACCCCUCCGGCAGACCGCUUCCACCUGGGGACGUGUCUCUACCUGGGCUGGAGCGGCGGAGGGGCAGAGGUGCUGGCUGGUGUCUGCCUGGCCACCAGCUUCUGCAGGAAGAGGGGGUUCGUCGUGAGGCCGGCCGCUGCGCCUUACGAGGUGGAUUAUUGA
Chroicocephalus ridibundus (black-headed gull) is the source of this 558-nucleotide messenger RNA. Its product is annotated as claudin-7-like. The transcript has a single exon. Gene Ontology annotation, biological process: bicellular tight junction assembly; cell adhesion. NCBI's taxonomy places the organism in Eukaryota, Metazoa, Chordata, Aves, Charadriiformes, Laridae. The coding region runs from base 1 to 558 and encodes 185 amino acids. The record is from RefSeq and is a predicted model, not a curated record. Gene Ontology annotation, molecular function: structural molecule activity. Gene Ontology annotation, cellular component: bicellular tight junction; plasma membrane.